UUGUAGCAACACCAACUGCCUUUAGGACGGUCUGCCUGUAAGGUUCAUUUACAGACAUGUUUUCCAGACUGCGAAGUAUACUUGGGAGGAGGAAUGGACAACGUGGAGAGACCACAGUGAGGAAGAAGGAAGCUGGCCCUCGGUCUCACCGGAAAACAUGGAGAAUUAGAUGGAGCUGGGGAAGACACAGGACUACAGAGGAGGCACCAUCCCAAAACUCCACUGUCACUGAGCAGGACCAGCAGAUGGAGAAGUUGGAGGAACUUACCAUUAAGCUACAGAGUACAAAAUAUGAGCAAAUGGAGCUGAGAGCAAUCCUGGCCAGUUACACCAAGAAAAAUUUGAACAACAGGCUGAAUGCUUUUGAGAUUAUGAAAAAGGAGCAUAAGCAGGUGAUGUCAGACCUACAGAAAUUGCCCCUGGAGAUCAGUGAUGCCUUGAAUAAGUGCAAGCAGCUGACUGAGGAGAAGGAAUCCUACAGUUACCUCCAUAGCCUGAUCCUAAGAGAUUUGACUCAGGUGAAAAACAAUGUCCAUGAGUUGAGAAUGGAGAAGAGACAGCUCUGUCAGGAACAGACUGCACUGCGAGAGACCUGUGAGGAGGUGAAGAAGCUCUUUAAGGAGGUCCAGGAGAAGAUCUGUGUUCCCUGUGCUGAGCAGCAUCAGGAAGAAGAAAGCCUAGAUGAAAGACUGAAGAACCUGCUGAUACAAAAGAUUCUGAUCACCCAGAAAAGGACAAUGGCAGAAAAGAUGGAGCAUCUCUUCAGUGUCUUAGAGAUGAGGUCAAAAACUCUCCAGUCAGAGUUGGAACCAGGCACAGCCCAGGAUGAGAGCCUCCUACAGACAGAGCUGCUGCAGCAGGAUCACUGAGUCUCACAGAUGUUGAAAGAACUGAGGAGGUCAAAGAAACCACACAUACCUUGAGACCAUGACAUUCUACAACCUCCAAUCUAGGACUCCAGUGAAGUCACAGUGUGGAAAAUAAUAGCUGACCUCCAUAUGUCCCAUCCCCAGUAAGGCCCAUUGGUCUGUCGACUCAGUACUUCCAAGGAAAAGAAAGCAUCAAAAAGGAGUUUGACAUGCAGAAGACCUGAGACAAGAAUUACUAAGAACCCUGACAUUCAAUGGACUGUGAGGGUACAACAACAUGGAGGGGAGACAUGGCUGUACUAGCUUUCAAAAGACUUUUUCCACCUGGUGACUGCCUUCCUACCAUGAUUCCAAGGCCAUCACAGGCUGUAGAUCUGUGCUGCUACAUCCGUAGCAAAAACAAUUGCUGCUUAGCUUAAUGUAUUUAGUUUGGGUUUUUGGUUUGAUUUUGUUGGCUUUGUUUUUUUAGUUUUCUUUGUUCUUCAUUUUGUUGUUAUUGUUGUUUUUACAAGUCUGCUCACAGUUUAUAUCGACUGUUCCCUUUAUGUCUGCUUUUAGUAAACUGACUGUAUUUUUAUGAAUAUAAAUUGAUUUUCAACA
This is a messenger RNA of Mesocricetus auratus (golden hamster), 1469 nucleotides long. RefSeq names its product disks large homolog 5-like. The transcript has 7 exons. The coding region runs from base 57 to 869 and encodes 270 amino acids. NCBI's taxonomy places the organism in Eukaryota, Metazoa, Chordata, Mammalia, Rodentia, Cricetidae. The record is from RefSeq and is a predicted model, not a curated record.